GGUGGUGAGUUUCCUCCUAAACCUCAACAUAACAUACCCUGUGUAUGCGCUCCUGGUAAUGGCCUUGAAGGAAACAGCCCCACCAAUCACACAUGCACUCCAUGCGCAAUUGGAGAGUAUGGAUCAGGGGGGGAAAUCAUCAAUAAUUGGAGGGAUUGGACUGGAAACGGCACCAUACCUCCUGAAGGAUCAGGUCUUAUUACAUAUUGUGACAUUUCACACUAUUAUGUCAAAAGUUGUGAGGCAUGGAAAGCAAGUGGUAAGCAAGGAUAAUAUUAUUUUUAAAAAUUGAUGCAAUAUGUUAAGAAUGAGGGCGAGUGCUUCUUCAUAGGGUUCCGCAAACACCGAAAAACAGAUGAAGCCCCAAGGUCAUAGGUUAAUAUGCCUUCAUCUCUCUCGAGCUGUUUGGAACCCAUAUUAUAAAGUGCAAAGCCCGAGUUUUUGACAUAUGUCUUAUUAAAUGAAACAAUAAGAAAUUAUGCAGUGACAUGUUUUUUUCUGGUAUGUAAUUGCAUUGUUUCCAUAUAAGUUGUGUUAAUCAAUAAAACAUCUCAUUAAAAUGCAAGUGUUUGAUCUCCAGUAAAAAACGUGUUUCAUAUCAGAUGAAAACCUGGUGGUGACGUUUUAUGUGGUGUUUCAUUAGGUAUCAAGGUUGCCUGCGUGCAGACGUCUCCUAUUUCCUUUGUUGCACGCGGAAAAGGGACGUCUGCGUAACGCCGUCGCUAAUCGUGUUCCAGCGUCCUGCUGGGUUCCCAAGAUCUUGGGAACACGCUGUGAUAGGCUGACACAGUGCGCAUUGUUUGACUUAAUGCUGAUUGGUUGUUAUUGAAUGUGGUCUGAUAAUGUAUGCGGUGAUUUAAAUGAUUUAUGUAAGCGGGGUUUUCUAACCAAAACAAAUCAAAACAUGUGCGAUUGUGUGCUGUGUUUUUCGUCGAUCGAAAAGCAGAGCGAUCGAAAUCUCGUGCGGGGACGCGGCAAAUUUAACGUGUACGAGGAAAUUAUUUCUUUACAAUUUACUGUGCAUGACACAUCACAUCAUAUUUGUAAACAGUGUCUGAGAAAACUACAAAAGCGGCGUGGACUUCGCACCAGGUAGGCAUUUCGGAGAAAGCCAGCCAAAGAAACUAAAAUCUUUAUUUAGCCGUAACAAACAGAGGUCAAGAAAAUUUAAACACUUUACAACUGCAUCUGAAAUCAAAUCCUAUCGGGAACACCCACAGAAGCAUAAACCACAGGAAAUGAUUACUCAGUAUGCAUGUAACAAACCUGCUUCAUGACCUCUAAAUGGAAGACUUGAAUGAGAUUUACUCAGUCAAAGGUUAGAAUGCUACAUGCACUGUGUAGUGCUAAUAAUCUUCGCGCGAGAGAGAAAAGAAGAAAAACCUCUGUUCAAGCAGACUCUCAAGGUCACGUUUCGCCCGUAUCACGAGCUUAUGAUGUUUUGUUUGGCCUGUCAACUCUUAUUUCUAACCGGAUAUUAUUUCACAAUUUAUGCGAAAUAGAAUACCCUGCCAGCGGGACGCUGGAACACGAUUAGCGACGGCGUUACGCAGACGUCCCUUUUCCGCGUGCAACAAAGGAAAUAGGAGACGUCUGCACGCAGGCAAGUAUCAAGGUUCAUCUGUCGUACCCAAAUGGACGUCAUCUAUUGGCUUUUGACUGCAAGAAUAGGCCUUAUCACGGUUUUGACGAGUAGGCAACCGUGUGAGAAAUUACAGUGUUUGUAUGAGAAUCUAAUGUGCAAAAAUUUCCGUAAAACGGCUGUUCUGAAAAAAAUAUGAAUUGUAAACUAAAUUUUCACUCCUAAUGAUUCUUCUGAAAAAAUUUGAGGUCGUUACAUGCAGCUAUAUACGUUAGAACCACUUUUUAAAAUUUUCUAUACAUUUGCCUGUAAACAUUUCCCAGGAAAAAAUUGCAGAAUGUGGAAAAUCUGAAGCAAGCGUCUGGAGAAAUUUAAGCACAGUAACGGCCCCCAAAAUUUGAUAGUAAAAUCCUUUGCUGUGUAGCUUUAUUUUACAGUUCAUAUUUUUUUCAGAACAGCUGUUUUACUGAAAUUAUUCGACAUUAGAUUCUCAUACAAGCACUGUAAUUUAUCAGGUGGUUGCCUACUCGUCAAGAUGGUGUCAAAAACCGUGAUAAGACCUAUUAUUCAUGAGUUUAAUGAGAACUUGCUAGUUUCCUGUCUGAUCUACGGCCCUCCCAAUCUCAGUAAAAAAUAAUAACAAUUAUUGAACGAGGUUGAACAAAAUAUACAGUCGACUCUUGAUAACUCGAACCUACAAGGGAAAUCGAAAAAAGGUUCGAGUUAUCAGGAGUUCAAGUUACCGGGAGUUCAAAGAAAAUAACCGAGAGUAGGGUAAAAAACAGUUUUUACUGCACAGUGAACAUUUUAAUCACAUUUAAUUAUAGAAAUGUCAAGUUAAAAUUAAAAGAUACUUUUAGAUUAUAAAUCAGAAUGUAACGUAACAAAACAUAGCCUAUGCUAGCGUUCUGUUGAUUUAGUCCACAGAAUUUUGGCUUUUUGAAGGAUAGAGAUGUUUACUUUGAUGUUGCUGAAGUUGUCCUCUUUUAUGUCUUUAGCAUUUUGUGCUAAUAAAAGUUGUUGUCUUUAACUUAAACAACAUAAUCUGCUUAAUACAGACACACCGUUAAUACAGAUGCUUUCUAUGGACCCUUCAGUGUCCAUACUUAUGGGUUUAAUGAGUCUGUAAAAAUCUCUCAGGGAAGUACUUUAUAAACACCAUAUUACUAUGCCUUUAUUAUUUUAUCUUUUAUUUAUUUCCUUUUUUGUUUGUUUGUUUAUAAGCAAUUCCAUUUUUUAUUGAUUUACAUAGCUGAUAACUACACACUUGAAUCUGGUGACAAUCGUGGGUCAAGAUGGUACUGCCUGGUUUCUGUAUUACUGAUGACCAGGAAGUUUGUCCUGACUAACAACAGUGUUAGUUUUGACUAUCAUGUAGACAGCCAAGACUGCAGACCUGAAGUCUUUGGCGGAUGCGAUGGUCUAGGUUUCUUUAUUGAUGGUCAGCAAGUACUACAAUACCAAGGAAACCAGUUUCACUGGGUUACAAAGACUUAUAAUCUAAAGAAGGUAAGGUUGAAUCAAACUUUGCCUGCUGAUAGCAUUAUGCUUCAUAAAACAGAGUUGUUACAGCUGGGCUCGAAAUAAUUCACAUUGGCCAUUCAUGUUGACCAGCCCAACAAAUUUUGGCCAUUUUGUUUGUUUGUGACUGGUCAAAAUGUAUAGAAAAUACAUAUUUCAAAGUUAAAUAGUCAAGCAAUUAAAGUAAAAAAUAUCCCCUUGUAAGCUCACAAAUUUGAAAAUAGGAAAUCUACAUUGUAUGGGGCAACAUAUAACUCACAGGAACCUUAAUGAAAAAAAGGAAUAAAUUAUAUUGAAUAUUAUUAGAAGAACAAGAAAACAUGCAAUCUUGUUAAUGCCACCCCUCAGUACCACAGGGUGUCCAAAAAACAAGACAUACCACCCUCAGUACCACAGGAUACCCAAGAACCACUGAAUGCCACCCUCUCACUACCACAGAAUGCUCAGGAUUAGCAUUUGCCCUCUUCUAACAUCAACAAUUAGCAUGACUUCUUUUUUGUUUGUGUAGAUAUGAAAAUGUGCUUGUGAAGGAAAUCAAAAUAUACUUGUGAAGCAAAAUAGACCUGUCUUGAACAGCAAACAUCAUUUUGACAAAAAUCAUCUGUAAGUUUGAUGUUUGUGUAGGUAGCCAAGCUCUUCAAAUGCUAAAAUUCAUACUUGUAUUCUAGGGUUCCCAUACACUGAAGUGGGUUUUUCGUAAGGGUUGUUAUAGUUAUGGAUAUUCCUUCUUAGACAAGGCUUUCAUCCGUUCUAUAACCUUGGUAAGUCACACAAUUUAUAAUGGUAAUAGAACUAAGCGGAGUUAAAUUUUGGUCUGUUGUAAUCAUCAUCUCUAGGGGCAGGCACAUAUCCAAACCAACUUUCACCAUUUUAUGGAAAACUGUCAGAUAUAUUUGACAAGAGGAAAUGAAACUCUUGAUAAGAGAAUUUUUUAGGAGAUUUAUUCCAGACCUGGUUGUGCUUGCAGUUUAGUAAUAUUUAAAUUAAAAAAAUAGUCAAAUCGGUCAGGGUUGAAAUUUAGAAUCCAUGGCAAUUUGAGACAGAAAUAAUGGCAACUUUUUGGCUAUUAUAAGAGACUUUGGUGUUGGAUUAAUAUUAGCAAUGUGACUUCUGAUAAUUAACUACGUACGGUCAACUCCCUUUACUGCGGACACUGUAUGGACCUCGAGUUAGUGUCCUGUCCGUAUUAUCGGUAGGCAAGAGUUGACUGUAAUAGAUGUUAAUUGAUUUGCCAAAUUCCACACACCUCUGUUAAUUUUCACCCAAGUGUGUCAACUAUCAAAGGUUCAAAAAUAAAAGUAAGGAUAUUACAGUACGUUUCUCCUUCAUUAAAAAGUAUUUGUUUAAUUUAUGUAAUUAAAAAGACUGUGUAUUCUUUAGGUUGGCACAGAUGAACCAAACGUGAAAUGCAAACAUUGUCCACCAGGUUACUUUGGUAAUCAAGAAGGUGCUUCAGAAUGCACUGCGUGUUCAUAUUUUCAGUUUCAGGCGAAAGAAGGUUGGUGCAUUAUUUAACACAUAAUAGACCUUUGUCAAAAUGUUGUACAGAGGCCCUGCCCUGCCAGGGGGGGGGGGUCCCAUGUCGCCCGUCUGAAUUUUAAAACGUCUCAUGUCGGUGUUUAUUCUUGCGGAGCGAGUUUAUAAUUUUGCCACGCAUGCAAAGCGCGUGGAUCACGCGAGGAUCACAAGCGAACUACGAUUUCGCUUUGGUCAUAAAUCUUUCUAUCGGUUUGGUAUCUGCAGUUGCCUAGCAACAAGCCAUAAACAAAUCCUAAAGACGCCAUUCAACAUGACGUCAUCAUGCAUUUUGGGUUUCCAGGCAACACAUCCAGUGACUUGGGCUCAUUUUAUUCAUCAUCUUUUUAUUGUACGUUGGCAAAUCGCAAAAUAUUUCUGAGGCAAAUAACCGCAGGCUGAAAACACAACAGUGCCCGAUUGGACAAGUGGCUGGACAUCCUUGCCAUGGAAGGUUUAACACCGAAAGAAAGGUGACCUGAACUUCAGCAAAAGCAGCGAAGAAGAAGACCAGUCCGUUAAUCGAGUGGCCUAUAUAAAGCCCAAAAGUGAAUAAACAUGGCGAUAAGGCAAAAUGGUUUGGAAAUUGUCGUUUGAGCUAUUUUUCCUCAAAUGUAUAUUUGAAUUCAUGAUAGAUACAGCUCCAUAAGGUUCAAACAGUGUGAAUGGCAGAGAAAGAUCCUUCAAGACUAUUAAUUUUCAAAAACAAUCGGUGCUGGGGUCGCAUGGCCCAGUGGUAAGAGGCCCGCACUUAUUUCGCUGGAGGAAGGUGGGGUGCAGGUUCAAAUCCCGGCUUGGCUACUUCCAGCUUUUUUAACCCUUUGGGCUUUUUACGGUUUAUUCUCACUGUUGACCCUGUUAGCUUCACGAGAUUUUUGUGAAAACGUAUUUCUAGUAAAUGCUUGUCGCUUAUUGUCCGCUUUGCCGUCACUGUCGCAAUUUGGCCGAGGGAGGUUGUCUCUUGUCGCGAUUUCAUUUUACGCGCUGUUGCCACUUUUUGGGCCAUGUCGCUUUUCGGAAUUUACCCUGGCAGGGCCUCAUGUACAGAAAUCCCCCCUCUCAGCUAUUCCGGCUUUCAAUUCACAAUCAUCAUGAAAGGUAGAUGAGACUGAUUAAGACCGAUCUAUAAUUCCUUCAAGCUCUAGAGGUCAAUAUUAUUAUUUUUAUUAUAGAAGCCAGCUAAUUCAUGACAGUUGAUAUACAUUUGUAACUAUGAGUAAUGCAUCAAAGCAAAUGAAAUUUGUCUUAUCUGGUACAUCUGCUGCAUUGUGAGUUCCUAGACUGAACGUAAUUUCUCAGAAUUUGUGGCAGCCUAUCAGAAUUGAAAAGGACUGAUUAUAAUGUUAAAAUACCCUUUCUUUUGUUGCAAUAAACUUGCAUAGCUAUUGGCCAUGUGAGUGAAAAUGCUUCAUAGUUCCUUCAGUAUUUAAGUAGGUGAUAAAUUGUCAAUCAAUAACUUUCUCAACUGUCGCUGGUUUUUGUGGUGAGUGUGCUCAAUUAUUUUGCCUUGUUAAGGUCUGUUUUUGUUUGAUUGAUUUUUCUGAAGAAAGAACUUGUAUCUGAUAAGAGCUCAUUUUUUGAAUAUGUGCAUGUUUUCAGGUCAGACGAAAUGCGACCCUUGUCCAACAAACACCUUUGCCAUGAUGGGUGCCUCAAAGUGUAUCCCGUUACCUAAUUGCACAAAGGAUGACAUCAUUAGCGCCCCUGGAAACUUGAGUACAUGUUCCUGUAACAAUACUGGUGUGUGUACAACCACAGUACAAGAAAAGUUUGUCACCGUUACCUUAAAAGGUGAGUCAACUUACUGUAAAUCCUCUAUUAAGCCCCCCCUCCAAGGGCUUAUUUAUUUCAAGCCCAUUUGAGGGGGGGCUUUAUAGAGACGGGGGGCUUAUUUAAUUUAGAAUUUAUGAUGGUAUCAGUUGUCCUUAAAGAACUAGAAUACAAAUUGGAUAAGCUUAAGAACAAGAAGUUUUAGGUUAUGCAGCCGAGGAUGAGAAUUUACAGUCGUGAUUGAUUUAUACAGUCUUAGUAAAAAAUAAUUAGGGGAGGGGAUGGGGGCUUAAUAGAGAGAAGGGCUCAUUAACUUUUGCCCCCUAAAAAGUGGGGGUACUAGAGGGAGGAGAGUUAUUUGAGAGGGAGGGCUUAAUAGAGGAUUUAGGGUAAUACACAAAUUUUUUUUUUUUUAAUUGUUGAUACAGAUGGCAGCCUGAGAAAGCCACCACUGGUUUUGUGGCAAAGUGAUGUCUGAGAAACGAGUGCACAAAUUCUACACUGAUGAUGCGUCACUACCCAGAUCUGGGUAAUGCUUUUGUUUGGUUGAAGCAAAUUUCCCUUGCGGAACGACCCAUUAGAAGCACUACGGAGAUCUGGAUAGUGAUGUGUCAUCAGUACAUAAUUUCUGCGCAUGUUUCUUAUACAUCAAUUCAUGGUGAAACCGGUGAUGGCAUCGCAGAAUGUUGGCUGUUUUCUCAGGCUGGAUGUGGCAUGGGCAAUUGAUUAGAGCACUAGACUUGUAAUCUGGAGACCACACUUUCAAGUCCUGCCCAGAUUGCUAGCUGACAUUGAUCUCAAUAGUUGCAAGUUCAAAUCCUUUCUGCCCUACUUAUAAUAAUAGCUAGCUGGUUUUCUAAAACAAUAUGAUGUAAGUAACAAUUCUUAGAGAAAUUAAAAAAUGCUUCAUGCUCAGCCUCGUGCGAAUAAAUUAUUUUCUCUAUCAUAGUUUAGGAUAGUUAUGAAGCCCGACAGACUUCUUUGUUUUAUGUUUUCGUUAGCUUUUUUAGAUUUGACCAUGCACAAUGUUCUAUAACAUUCCUAUCAUUUUGAACUUACUGACCAACAGAAACAUCGCAUUAAUUUAUUCAGUCACAGUUUGUGAACACGAAACAAAGGAUUGUACAUUGUCAGGGAGCUUCCAACAUAAACUGCAGCACUGUUGUUUUCAUCUUUGAUGGUUGCUGGCUUUUAUAACCAGUCUGCUCUACUAACUAUGUCUUCGUGUGUUAUUUUGAAAUGAUUGUUAGAACUGUUUCUGGGUGUUAAAGAGGGGGGGCAGAAUGGGACACUAGAAUACCGAGGGGAGGGCCCUUGAAGCAAAAAAUGGGAACCCAACCAAUAACCAUGCUAUAUUGUGCUGACUGGAUUUUUUAACCUGGUCAUGGAGAAGCUUGGGUUUCUCGACCAUGGAGGAAAAAAUUAAUACUGAUUUAAUGGAAACCGCAACAUACUGCAUGCCAUUUCCAGAGUACAGGGAAGGGAUAAAUUACCCUUUGACCAAUCCCUAAUUAAUAUUAUAAGCAGUCUGCCAUUUUUUCUGUAUAAAUGACUGCCACGAAGAGUGAUGGUGCCAUUACCACAUUUGUCACCUCCUAUUUGAAUUGGGCAGGAUCCUUUAUUUGUUAUCCUGCAAGCAAGCUCUCUGGGGGGGCUUUGGUGGUGGGGCAAGAAAGGAGAGCACCCCACCACCAGAACACCUCAGAGAGCUAGCGUGCUCGCGCUGACGCUAUUUAUCCGUACAGUAUGUGGUCCUUGGUCCGCGCAAGUCUGCGAUGCCCUUGGUCCGCACCUUUUCCGAAAAUGAUAAAAUAUUUCGUCGAGAAAAAAAAUACGUUGAAUAAUGAAAGAUAUCGUGAUUUACUGAUUAGCAUUCUUUCAUGUGACGAAGUUUCGGCUUUCUUGCUGCGGGUGAAGGCGCGAAAUUAAAGGUUGUUGACAGGUAGGUUAAUUUGUCUUUCUUGAAGUUUGGAUUUUUGCGGCACCGUAAAUUACAUGAACAUGUUUACUUAGCCUGCGAAUAAAUAAAACGCAACGGGAAGACAUGCCUUUUUGCAGAACAGGUUUUCAGAUCAACCUUUUUCUGCUGUUGGAAGCAUAUUGCUGUAGACUCUGAAUUUUUUGUUUUAUCGACUCUUGAAGAAUAUCACCAAAUUUCGCUUGGCGGUCCUUGGUCCGCGACCUAUGACCUGGUUGAAUAAAACUUCGCAAAAUAAAAAGCGAAGUCCUUUGUUUUCGAAGAAUGUUUUGAAAAUCGUCCCUAUACAUGUCUACAAGUUCUCUUUUUUAAUACCUCGAAUACAUGCAGAGUUUUUGGUAAUUAUUUUCGACCGCGCUGAAAGCCGCUCGCGACGCUCGUGUGGGAGACUCGAGGAGACUGUUGUCUGAAGUCUUUGAAAGAAGAGCAGAUUAUUUUAUACUCACAACAUCUUCCGAAAAAAACCUUUAACUUAAUUGCAUCAAGAAAAGAAAAAAAAUACAUGAAAUUUGUGAAAAUGACAUUUUCCUGUGGAAACUAUAACAUUUUUACGUUUUUUUCGUGCUGCUUACAUGAGACGCGGACCAAGGACCACCAAGGACCAUCGAAAACGGUCGCCUUUUUUCGAACUCCAAGCAAAAUAUUUAUGUCUGGAACUUGAAACUUCAGGAUUAUCGAGAAGAACGUAAAAGCUAUCUUCAGGGAGUAUUUCAGCUCGUUACGUGAAGAUUCGGGUAAGAUAUUCAAGUUAAUGACUUUUAGACGCAGACCAAGGACCACAUACUGUACUGUGUAUAUGGACGCAGUGUAUAUUAGAGUCUUUAUUAACAAAAUCUCUUGAAUUAUUAAAUAGAUGGAAAAGCACCAAAGAUUCUUUGCAACCGACAAAAUACUACGAUAACUCCUUCAUCGAAGAUAGUGCAGUGUCGUUGUCAACCUGGAUUUGAGAUUUUUCGAGGCAAGGAUGGACAAAUUCAGUGCAAACCGUGUUCAAAGGGGAGGUUUUCUACUGGUGUGAAAUGUGCUACAUGCAAAGUUGGUCAUGUAGCCUUUCCAGGCAAGCACUAUUUUUUGUGGAGGAAUGACACAUUACCAGAAGGUUUCUCUGCUUCUUGUUCCGGUGACUGUACUAUUGAGGUUUGUCAAAUAUUGAGAAGUUCUUUAAAAACUAUGUCGAUUGUUUUCAAGAUGGCGAGAAACACAGCUAGGUGCUCUCUUAACCCUUUUAGUCUCAAUUGUGACGAACAUCAAUUUUCUCCUAACAAUAUCCAUUUUUUGCCAAGAGAAAUAGUUAUGAGAGUUAAUAAAAUGAUCACUAAAGAGCAAAUCCUUUGAUCUGUUAUCAAACUCUCUCUUUUAAUUCUUGAAGGAAAUGUAUGGAGAUCAGUAUGGAGAAUUUAUAUGUGGAUACUGGGGCUUAAAGGGUUAAUGGACUAUAAGUAGUUCCUUAGGGAUAGUAGAGCGAGCAGAUGCACGAACGCGCGUGAAAAUCGCCACCCUCGAAGAAGGUCCUCCCUCCACGUGUCAUCCUCGCGGCUGGUCAUUUCUCACGCAUUCUCCUAUUUUGCUCGAACUACUAUUCCUCAGAAGAAUGAGGAAGAACUUGACUGUUAUAGGUAACUGUUAUGUCUCCUGAGCGUUCUUACUAGGGACCUUACAAAGCUACGACGGCCUUCACUUCCAACCUAAAUUCCCUUCUUUUAAGUAAUAGGGCGACUUGGGAUAAUCGCGAAAUAGUUUCAACGGAUGUAAAGUCUAUUUUUACGCGGCGUUUUCGUGGACGUCGCCGUUGUCGGGUCGUAAGGUCCCUACUGAAAGUUCUAAAUAACAAGUUUUGAAAAACUGUUAAGUAGACUUGUUUUUAAAAGACCCAAGUGCACUUGAUCUGUUGACAGGCUCAUAAUGGCUAAAUUUGGCUGAAUUCCGGGACUCAGCCUCUUUAGGUAAUAGGAGACAGAACAGUCUGUCCGGUUUACAGUCAAGUCGCCCAAAAUUUUAUCAUGCCCAGCAACAUCCUAACAUCUUAAUCGCCCUUGUUUCGUUUCAUCAAAUCUUCAAGAACAAGAUGUAUUACUCAUUUGCUUGUUUCAUUUCAUCAAGGCUAAAAGAAUGAGAUAUGAUACACAUUCAUCCCCCUUAUUUCGUCUAACCAUAGCAUCAUUGCUUGAAGAACGAGAUUUGAUUACACAAUUGGCCUGCUUGUUUUGUCUCAUGAGAUAUAUUACGUACACUCCUUACAAAAAUUUCGGGCUACUUUACUAAAAAUUUCUAGCAAUUUAACUUCGGGCGAUUUGACCGGUUACCGUCUGGGUUCCCCAUGUAAGGUUAUCCAUGGCAGUCUUGGAUGGUGGAUUCCAGAUUCCUUGUCAGUGGAAAAUUGGAUUCUGGAUUCCAUGUCAAUGGAACCUGGAUUCCGAAUUCCAAUCAUUAGCCGGAUUCUGGAUUCCUUGAGCUGGAUUCCGGAUUCCAAAGCCCAGGAUUCCGGAUUUCACAAUCAAAUACUUUCCAGAUAAAUUCCGGAAUCUGGAUUACCUUACGUAGCUGUUCCUGAAAGACGGACUUAAUAAUCUGAAAUACCUUUUUUCUAGACUGGUUGGAUUCCAGCUGGGGAUCACAUUCGCACAGAACGUGUUGUGGGUAAUGUGCACUCUGAAUUGAGGUCUCCUGAAGUAGAGGUGGAUUCAGAUUUAGCAAAGGUCGUCUUCAGCUGCUCAGUCCUGUGCAAUUUGACCGGAGUGCCAUCUAAACCCGUGAAAGGCGAGACUUUGGCUAAAAUAGAGAACUGCAAUCUCAUAUUUCAAGUGUGGAAGAAUGGUUCUCUGAAGGAUCAAGUAAACUGUACUCGUCCUAAAGGGAAGUAUAUUUAUCAACAUGAGAAGCGACGAGAUGGUAAUUAUGUCAUGCAUGUUUAUCCACUGGAGAAGGGAAGAUAUCAGUUCAGGUAACAGUUGAGACCUUUUCAGAGGAGUUCACGCUCAUAGUUGCAUCAUGGGUAAUCAGGGCAAGAUGGCGGGAAAUUCAAAGAUUUGUAUUGGAAUUCAAAGCCAGCUAAUCCUUCCUGAAUUCAUAUAUUUGAUGCUUUCUCUUUGAAAAGAGUAGCUUACGAGUUCAAAGAAACAAUACACUAAAUCUGGAGUGCAAAGAAUACUAUCGACUUUUCAAAGAGAAAGCAACAAUUGUAUGAAUUCAGGAAGAAUUAGCUGGCUAUGAAUUCCAAUACAAAUCUUUGGAUUUCCCGCCAUCUUGCCCUGAUUACCCAUGAUGCAGCUAUGAGCGUGAACUUCUCUAUUCUAAGACGAGGACAUUUCGAGAACGAGAUUUUCUCAAUACUAAGUAGUGCGCAGGCGUGAACCAGCGUCAUUUUGGAGGAAAAUCGUGAUAGCCAUCGUCACUCUACUACGAGUUUUGCCGUAGUGGCGGAAACAUGUUAUCAAAUGUUGGAAGUUGGAUCAAUAUUUGCGGUCGGGAGAGUGCUAAUAACUUUUGUGGUGAAAAAAGUACAAUUUUUGGAUUUUAAUACUACUGAAACCGAAAUGUUUAAGUUUAAGGGCCUUUCUUUUGGUUACAGAUGGACGUUCUACCAGCUAGACGACACUUUCUCUUCAGCAUUUGAAGCGAAGGUAUCCAACAUAAGCAUCCUUGGUGCAAAGUCUGGCGCGGCUCGCAACUGUACAGCAUGCCCACCUGGAUAUCAUAGCACACCAGACAACACUGACUGUAGAAUUUGUCCAAAUGGAACUAGCAGUUUAGCAGGUUCUUAUAAAUGCGCUCCUUGUCAAGGGCAGACUUUUGCCGCACAGGUAUACAGCUUCACGUUUGCUACAAGAGUCAGUGAGGGUUCAGUCACACACACUUUGUCGUUUUGUGGUUAUAGCUUCUAAACAAUGAACACUUUGUUAUGAGUUGUGAGUAAGCCGGUCAGUCAUUCAGUUAAUCAGUUAAUCAGUCAAUCACUUUAUCAGCCAACAGUCAGUGAGUCAUACAUGACUUUCAUAUAUUCAUAACUUCGUCAGUGAGUCAGUCAGUUAGUCAGUCUGUCAGGAAGGGAGACAGUCAGUUAGUCAUUUAAUUAGCCAACCAAGCAGUCAGUCAGUUAGACAGUCAGUCAGCUAGCCAGUCCGUCAUUCAGGUUAUUGGUCCCUCAGUCAGGCAGUCUGGUAUGAUGGUCAGGUAGUCAGUUAGUCAGCGAGCCAGCCAGCCAGCCAUUUAUUCAUUCCUGGCCAUAUGAAUGCUAGACAGUAAUCAAAUGGAAACAUGACCCCCCCUUAACGCAUCUGUCAUACACCAUGUAGUAACCUCACUUUGAAAUUAUUCUCGGAGAUCGAUUUACAUUGAGUUAUUUCUUGUGUCUUGAUGCCUGAGCUAGUGUUUUGUUUGUUUGUUUAGAAGGGUAGUGAAGAAUGCCUUCCUUGUGGAAGCAAUACAAAAGUUCUACCAAACAGAGAUAGCUGUGACACAAACGGAUGUAAAUUCAGUCCCGCACCUGGUGUAGAUUAUGACCUCUCUGCGCUUUCCCGUCCCGGCGGAUCAAUGAUUAAAGUCAAUUUACCAGGACUACACCCAUGGGGUCGAAGGUAAAUUCCUUUCCUUCCCUUAUCCUCUCACCCAGGGUAUUUAAGGGUUGUAUUUGUUACGACCAAGAGGGGGUCGGAAAAGUUGUGGAGGAAGGUGUCUGCAGUCAUUACUGCUAUUUGUGAUUGGCUCAAAGCCCUCAACUGAUUCUUCACAACCAACCGGCGUUGACCAAAUUUGGAAGAUGCGAGCAAUCGAUGGUAUAUUGGAAUGGAAACGAGGUUGAUCGAUGGAUACAUUUUCCUGGAAACGAGGCUGAAGGGGAAUAGACCAUUGAUCAACCUCGUUUCAAGGUGCGGCCGCCUAGCCGUUUAUUCACGAGUGAACUAAGGAACUUGCGUUCACGGCUAUGCAAAGACGAAAUAGCUCAAUUUCGAACCAGAGAUUUCGGAAAAAAAAAUCUGAACGAAAGAAAUGCAAGAGUACGCAAAACAUAUUGUUCGAUGGAUGUUAUGUACUUUUUGAGGAGUAUCUGCAAAAAAAAAAUGUUUGUAUCUCGAAACUGUACCGAGGAAUAGGCAAAACCUUAGAAGAAAGUCUUCGAGGAUAUAAGCUAAGAUCUUAGAAAUCUUUUGAAUGAAUAAUAAAACAAUUAUUGAAUUCGGCAUUCAUAUGAUGUGAGGAAUCAUGUUAUCCACCUCAGGGUAACAACCGGUUUCGCUACUUUUCGAAUUCUCUACGUCUUAGUUCGCAACAAAUUCGCUACAUAUUACUUUCUAUAAACCACUGAAAAUAUUCCCUUAGUCGCUUUAGAAAAAAAUCUUUUAAUGUAUUUCUUGCAGUUUCGGGCUUUGUUAUAGGCAGCGAGACGAAUAUGUACGUGGGCCUCGGCACACCCAAAGGACGAGACUCAAACGAACUCGAACGUAGCGAAGUUGUGAAGUAGCGAAACCGUUGUAAAGCCACCUCGGCCUUCAGCCUUGGUGGAGAACAGUCUCCUGGAUCUUCAUAAUAGACCCUCCCUCUGUUUAUUCAACUUUUGAUAUGCACCAGUUAAGGAAAACCGUCGAUACCACUGGAAAGAUUGCCUUGAAAUUAAUUUUAUUGCCAAUUUCAAAGUGAUACGUCUAAAGCGUUCGAAGAUGUAAUAGCUCCGCUAGAUUGUGAAAAUUUACGGAUGUUUGUAUGGUGGGGGGCAAGUUUGUGCCCCCACCCCUCUCCCCCGCCCCCCACCACACCAUACAGACGUCGGUAAAAUUUGGAUCAUUAUACCCUAACCCUAACCCUAACCCUAACCCUGGGAAAACUGCCCACCUACCCCUCCCCUAAGCCACAUUAACACUUACUUCUCACUUAGGGCAAAAUGUUGGCAUAGGGGAGGGGUAGGUGGGCAGUUUCCCAGAAACGUAUAAUCAUCCAAAUUUUACAAAAAUCCAAUUUUUUGUUACAAUUUCGCGAGUUUCGUGAGCUAUUUCUUCACUAGUUUUCACCAAAUCACUUUCAAACUUGGCAAUUUUAUUAAUUUUAGGGUGCUCUUUUCAGAGGUGUCGACGGAUUUUCCUUAACUUGUCCACGUCAAAACUUGAAAACUAUUGCUAAUUAUCAUCGUUUUCUUGUUAUUGCUUUCUUUCUUUUAGGUGGUUCAGCUAUGGCUAUAUAUAUUUUUACAGUUCAGAAUAUUAUUUCAACCUUUGCACCGUUGAUCAUGACAAUAGCUCGUGCACAUCUCGUGACUGGAUCAGCGGUAAAAGAGUUCCCCUUCCCGUGAUGGCUUGCAGUUCCUCUUGGUACAAUGACGUAAGCAUUGGGUCCGUGAUUGGCUACAAACGAAAACCGGAUAUCUGCUCUGGCUUGAUUGUGGAGUUGCUUCACGGUGACAAAUGUUUCUUUGGAGGUGAGUGCAGCCAACGAGUUGUUAACAAAUUGUAAGAAACAGUAACAGAUUGAAAAUUGAACAUAAUAGAGGAGAGAGGUCGUUACCUCAUGUUGCCAUGAUAGCAAAAUUUCUAGAUCUCAACAAACGGAAAAUUUGAAUUCGCACUGUUUUAAACUUCAUCGCUCUUAGUCAAUUUCAUUCGAUUUGUCAAAUGUUGGCGAAAUUUUCUCGGGUUGAAUCCUAAGUUUAGAAAAAGAAAAAGAAAAUUGUUGUCUUUUGUUCACGUAUUCCAUCAAGCGGGUGCCGUGAAAUUAGGAUUUUUCAUGUCGCAGUCGUGGAACGACGGCUGAGAAAUGUACCAAAAACAACGUGAUGUAUGUGCAAAGUUGUUGUUUUGCUAAUAUAAACAUAUUCCUUUUUUGCCAUUCUCGUUGCCGUCGCCGUCGUCCUUGCUUAAGCUCCCUAUUGUUGUGAUCCAGAAAUUUUGCUACCAUGGUAACGUGACAUUUCCCUCUCCUCUCCAUAGCAAAUGCUAACCACAAAUUAAAUGCAUUCGUCCUCCAUUACAAUCCCAUAAUGCAAUUCGAAACAACACGGACUUGGUCUAAGGCUAUGUUCACACGGUAUCGGACGAAUUUUUGACCGGCUGAAAAUUCGUGCGUUUAGUUUUUGGGUUCACACGGAACCACCAUAACCGUUUGAAAAUGUAGACGCCUAGCCGUUCAAGAUUUGAGGACGAGUACGAGAUUUAACUGAAAGUUUUUGCGCGUGGUCUCAAUAAAAGAAACCCCGGAAAGAUUGAUUUUCCCGCCAAAAUGACGCUGGUUCACGGGCGCGCACUACUCAGUAUUGGGAAAAUCUCGUAUUCGUAGUCGUCCUCGUCUCAGAAUCUAAAGCUCCCUGAUGUUUCGUGUGAGCAGAACGAAAAUCUUGAACUGUGUCAUGUGGACCAAUUGUGCGGUCGAAAUUUCGUCUGGUGUCACUGUGCGCGUAGCCUCAGUCGCCUCGGUCGCAACACAGGCGGCCCAAACUCACGUUACGAGGAAAGGGUUUAAAGUAAUUUACAUACCAUAGAUGACGCGUGAACGCGCCGCUGUCGCGUUACAGGCGACCGUUGAAAAUAAGAGACUUUGUGUAAGAAAUAUAAUACUGAGCCCUGCGAACUUUAAAUAACGUUAAAUCUAAGUUUUCCUUCAAUGAAAUGAAUAAAAAAGACUUACCUGCGAUGUAUUCCACUGUGUUUUGGUGUCUGCUUGUCGUUUUACUGUUUUGUUUUUGUUUUUUGGGGGGGCUUUAUUGCGUAGCCACUGUUACUCCCUUUCCUCGUAACGUGAGUUUAGGCCGCCUGUGGUUGGACUUGUAAAAGGCGCGAAAGGAGAGUGGACACCUUGACACGUGCUGUUGUCACGGUGACGAUCGCGACCAGUAAUACCUACGAGGAUCUAACGCGCUCUCUCAAACAAUAGGAAGCUUAAGCAACGGCGUCGUCGACGGCAACAAAAACGGCAAAAGCAAUAUAUUUAGGUUAGUAAAAGAACAAAUUUACCUGUGCAUCACGCUUUUUUGCCAUUUCACAUGUCUUUAUCGACAUUGCACAAUUCCAUAUUUCACGUUUUAUUGAACUUGGAUACAGUCCGUUGGAAUUCAAGUUUAAAGUAAGGUUUCCGCUGCCGUCGGUCGCAGUCGUAGUUGCUUAAGCUCCGCUAUACCGUGAUUGAAACUUCCUACCCAUCACCUCACCCGAACGGAACUGAAGGCGGACCUUAAGCGACACGCGUGCCAAAAAAAUAUUUAUCGUAGGACUUGAGCUAUGGUGUGUUUUUUGAUUCUGUCUGAAGGAAAGAGUGGCCGAUUCAAAACAACUAUUGACCUCAGAUGUGACGUCACAGCAGGAGUGGGUCAGCCAGUAAGAGAGAGCAACUUCUCUUUAGUUCAACAGGGCUGUGACGUUCAAUUUGUUUGGAAGUCCUUGUACGCAUGCCCGAAAUGCCAAGAACAAGACAUUACGCGGAUUAAGGGAGAAUGCAUAAACGGAACCCGGAACGUCACGGUACUGCGUUCUAUCCCAUGCUGGGCACCUGAUGAAUCCCCCGGCGCUAAUGUCACGACAGAAGAGUGUGUCACUCCAACUAAAUUUGUCACGGUUACAGUCACGGCUACUGUUCUGGCUUUUAGAGAAAAGGUAUCAAGCAAAGUAAACAAGAUUUUGAUUGGCGUGGGAGUAGUGAUGAUUGUACUUUUAUUGGGCGUGGCUUUGUUCUUUGUCUACAAGCAUCGCACGAUCAAGUAUCGGUACUUGAAUUGGAUGUCACGUAAUAAACCCAUGAGUCGCCUUCAACAAGAAGAUGACGAAGAUCACUUUAUCGAGGGUGACGAACUCGCUUACCCCUCGAAUGAUAAAGAUGAGCCAUUCCGAACCUGA
Porites lobata is the source of this 17176-nucleotide messenger RNA. The record is from the annotation of a GenBank genome assembly. Lineage: Eukaryota; Metazoa; Cnidaria; Anthozoa; Scleractinia; Poritidae.